AUGCCGACUGUCCAUUGCAUCCGCGCGGUGGCACUAUUGUUUUACGGCAAUCUAACAGGUAACAUUGCGCUUCAAAUGGAAGCCCAUCGGUGGUAUGGAACAGCGUUAAGGAGCCUGAGGAGAAUCGUGCAGAAGGGAACAAUGAGCAACAGUCAGUCCAAUCCUCUAUCGACUGAUAGUCUGGUCUGGAAUGGCUGGGGAGUGUCUCUAGCCUGGUGGGCUAACAUAUUCGGAGACCGGGCAGACUUGGUAGAUGUUGUGUUUACCAGAAAUCCGACCUCUUGGAAUCCGGACGACGAGGCUCUUCCUGGCCUGGGGUUAAAAAUCUUACGUUACAACACAGGUGCUUGCUCAUGGAACACAAUCAACGACACCGUCAAGAUGGUAGCCUCGCCAAAUAUUCCCGCUGCCAAACAGAUCGAAGGGUACUGGUUGGAUGGAUUAAGCGCUGAUCCCAGUUCCUCUAGUUGGAACUGGACCGUGGAUGCUAACCAGCGCACAAUAAUGCUUAAUACAAAGAUCAGAGGUGCUAAUACCUUUGAGAUCUUCUCCAAUUCACCAAUGUGGUGGCAGCUCAGCAAUCUGAAUCCUAGCAGUGCCUCAGAUCGUACCAAAUAUACCCAGGAUAAUUGGGGUCUUAUAUUCACUUCCAUUGAGGCACUUAAUAAGCCGACGUCUCUUAUACCUAUCCUUCAGCAGGAAAUAAAGGCCCCUGGUCUGGAUCAGACUAUCAUCGCUGCCCCCGACAAGAACACAUUUGAGCUCGCCUUGGACGGAAAAACACUUGUGCUCGUUGCGGCAAACUGGAAUACCGAUCAGAAGUUCAACUUUGAUCUGUCGGCAUUCUCUCAGAUUCCGGCUGAUGGGGCCAAGGUCAGUAGCUGGUUAACUGAUACUGCUGGUAAUAAGCUCUACGAUAGGGAUGACAGUUUUACCGUUGAAAAAGGAGUGAUCUCGCUGUCAAUUGCGAAUAGUACUGCUCAGAUAUUCGAGAUAUCUGGCGUGGCCAUUUAG
Messenger RNA from Penicillium angulare, 1014 nucleotides. RefSeq names its product endo-beta-1 6-galactanase. The record is from RefSeq and is a predicted model, not a curated record. Gene Ontology annotation, molecular function: hydrolase activity, hydrolyzing O-glycosyl compounds. The transcript has 5 exons. NCBI's taxonomy places the organism in Eukaryota, Fungi, Ascomycota, Eurotiomycetes, Eurotiales, Aspergillaceae. The coding region runs from base 1 to 1014 and encodes 337 amino acids.